Molecule: messenger RNA, 1100 nt
Organism: Momordica charantia (bitter melon)
Lineage: Eukaryota; Viridiplantae; Streptophyta; Magnoliopsida; Cucurbitales; Cucurbitaceae
Gene: STK
Product: K-box region and MADS-box transcription factor family protein
Biological process (GO): positive regulation of transcription by RNA polymerase II
Cellular component (GO): nucleus
Molecular function (GO): protein dimerization activity; RNA polymerase II transcription regulatory region sequence-specific DNA binding; DNA-binding transcription factor activity
Source: RefSeq, a predicted model, not a curated record
UUUGUAUUCUAUAUAAUUUUUGGUAGCCAAACUAAACAAGCUUUUGAGUUUGUUUUCCAUUGCAAAAAUUUUUCCCAAACCUCAAAACUUCAAACCCUUCUCCAAGGGAAUUAAAGAGGGUGGAAGAUGGGGAGAGGGAAGAUCGAGAUUAAGCGGAUCGAGAACACGACAAAUCGGCAGGUGACGUUCUGCAAGAGGAGGAAUGGACUGCUGAAGAAAGCUUAUGAACUGUCUGUUCUUUGUGAUGCUGAAGUUGCCCUCAUCGUCUUCUCCAGCCGUGGUCGCCUCUAUGAAUACUCCAAUAACAGCAUCAAAACUACCAUUGAGAGGUACAAGAAGGCUUGUUCUGAUAGCUCAGCUACUAGCUCUGUCACUGAACUCAAUACUCAAUAUUAUCAGCAAGAAUCUGCAAAGCUGCGCCAACAAAUACAAAUGCUACAGAAUUCCAACAGGCACUUGAUGGGGGACUCCUUGAGUGCUCUUACAGUGAAGGAAUUGAAGCAGCUUGAGAAUAGGCUUGAAAGAGGCAUCACUAGGAUCAGAUCAAAGAAGCAUGAAAUGUUGCUAGCAGAAAUUGAGUACCUGCAGAAAAGAGAGAUCGAGCUGGAGAAUGAAAAUGUGUGUAUUAGAACCAAGAUAGCAGAAGUGGAGAGGCUUCAGCAAGCCAACAUGGUUUCUGGGCAAGAACUGAAUGCAAUUCAGGCAUUGGCUUCUCGAAAUUUCUUCACUCCUAAUAUGAUGGAAGGUGGAGCUGUCACUUUCUCACACCAAGACAAGAAGAUGCUUCAUCUUGGGUGAUGAUGAUGUUGGCAGCUACUUUUGGAGGUCAUAAUGAUGGGACAAAUGUUUGUUUUAAUUAAAAUUUAGAAAAUCAUUGAGAUCACAGAAGAGAUUAAAAUAAAAUAUGCCCAUCAUUUUCUAAAGAUUAAUUAAUUUUACUUAGUGACCAAUGUUCAUGAUGAACAGUGUGAUUUGAUUUGCAGCUGUGUUUCAAAUUAUAGAUAAUAUAUACAUAUAUAAUGACACUAAUGCUGAUGAUGUGUAUUCUGUGUAUGAUUUUUGUGCCUACGUGGACCAAUAGGAAUAUGAAAUUUGCAGCU